Molecule: messenger RNA, 1180 nt
Organism: Vanessa tameamea
Lineage: Eukaryota; Metazoa; Arthropoda; Insecta; Lepidoptera; Nymphalidae
Product: phenoloxidase-activating factor 3-like
Exons: 5
Coding region: 228-1112 (294 amino acids)
Biological process (GO): proteolysis
Molecular function (GO): serine-type endopeptidase activity
Source: RefSeq, a predicted model, not a curated record
UUACUACUGUAAUAUUUUAUAUAAUAUACCCGUAUUAUUCUCAUUGUAAUAAUUCAAUAACGUCAUUAACAUUGAAGUUAUCUAGACCCUAAAUUAAAGAGCCCGCAUAUUUAAUUGUGUUUUUUUCUACAACUAGGGGUAAUAUAUUGACAAUUGUACGUAAAAACGUUUCACAUAAGGCCUAUAUAUACAUAAGUAUAUAGACUUAUAGCUAUUAGUUUAGCAAAAUGUAUAUUUUAAAUGUGUUCGUGUUUUCCUUUUUAACUCACGUGGUAAGCAUUUCUAGCAAAAACCUUUUAGGUGAUGGCGUCACCAAUGUUUUAGGUUUUUAUACCGGUUUGAGGAAGCUGUGUUUAUGUCGGUGUGGUAUUACAAAAAAUUAUGCAAAUCAUUCAAAAAGUGGCCGAUCGUUUAGUAAUGAUAUUUAUACUGGUUACGGAAUGCCGUGGUUGGCGACUAUUCACACAGGAACUACUACUAUACGAGGGACUCUAAUAUCUGAUAAACACGUAAUCACUGCAGCUAAUCCACUUUUCAGAAAAUCGGCAUCAGAAAUAGUAGUAACAUUAGGGUCACAGACGUGUAAGGAAGGAAGUCACGCACUGAAUACGAGUGUAGAAGCAAUUUUAAUACAUCCUAGUUAUUCUGGUAGUGUAAGAAAUAAUGAUAUAGCGCUUUUGAGAUUGAGGAAUCCAAUUAAGUUUAGUUCAUUCAUUUCUCCCAUUUGUAUGCCACUUUAUGAUAUUGGAAAAUUGGACCAACUAGCAUGGACUGCAUCCAAGAUAAAGAAUAAAUCUGAUUUAUGUUUAACUCGGGUUGUUACCUUACCAAUAUUGUCUUCACGAACUUGUAAGGGUAAUACGUUAUUCAAUUCUUCUGUUACUUUAUCUGAUAAAGGCUGUCUUGGACCUUUGGGCACGAAGAGUAUUUUAUGUGAAAAUGACAUUGGUGGACCGGUAAUGACGCGUUGGGCGCCGACUUCUCCAUUUCGAUUGGCUGGGAUCAUUACAAACACCUCGUGUGAGGAGGAAGCGUCUCCACAAUUUACUAGGACUGUGGAUAAUAUGCUAUGGAUACAUGAGAAUAUUCGUGACAACUGUCAAUGUUUUUGAGUACCUAUUUAAAGAAUCAGGUGCAUAAAGGAGAUGUUAUAAAGAUUAAAAAAUAAAUUAUAAAAUAU